This is a messenger RNA of Spirometra erinaceieuropaei, 927 nucleotides long. The record is from the annotation of a GenBank genome assembly. Lineage: Eukaryota; Metazoa; Platyhelminthes; Cestoda; Diphyllobothriidea; Diphyllobothriidae.
AUGGUCGAGAGUGGUGUCCCCCAGGGUUCUGUACUGGGACACAUUUUGUUCCUUAUCUACGUGGACGAUGCCGCAAGAGAUUUAGACUGUGAAGUAGCAAUGGUUGCGGAUGACAUGAAGAUAUGGAGUGUAAUUCGGGGUCCUGCCGAUGAAGACAGACUGCAGAUGCACCUGAAUCGGUUGGAGGAGUGGUCAAACCGUCGGCUCCUGCGGUUCGACGUUGCCAAAUUUAGCAUACUUCGCCUAGGCAACACAGCCAGAUCCGCCAGCACAAGAGGCUACUUUCUGGGCGGUGCAGCCCUACAAGAGGUCGAAGCCCAAAGGGACCUCGGUUUGCUGACGACGAGUUCCCUAAAACCAUCCGCCCACUGUUCGAGGGUGGCAAAAAGCGCAAUGUCCGUACUGUACGCCAUCAAGCGUGCGUUUAUGGACUUUGACGAAGAAGCUUUCUCUAAGACAUUCGGAACAUUUCUCCGGCCGCAUUUAGAGUACGGCAUACAAGCUUGGAGGCCGUGGGCUGUUGUGGAUCAAAACUGCCUCGAAAGAGUCCAGAGGAGAGCCACGAAGAUGGUCAGGGGUCAAAGCUCCUUUCCUUAUGCGACCCGCCAAGUAAAUCUGAACCUCUUUCCUUUGAGUUACAGGCAACUUCGCGGAGAUCUCUUGCAAGCCUUCCGCAUUGUAAAGGGGUUGGAUUGCAGUCUGGCCUUCGAGGACUUCUUUGAAUUUGCUACCACGACCAACCUCCGAGGUCAUCCGUUCAAACUGCGCACUCAGCAGGCACGGCUGGAUGUGCGGAAGUUCUCCUUCUCGGUUCGGCUGGUCAAACCAUGGAAUGAGCUUCCCGCAGAUGUUGUGAUGUCACCAUCUAUAGAAAUUUUUAAGAAGAAUCUGGACAUAUUUAUGUUCCGAAAUGACCAAGAGCGAUGA